This is a messenger RNA of Serpula lacrymans var. lacrymans S7.9, 1307 nucleotides long. RefSeq lists its product as uncharacterized. The transcript has 10 exons. NCBI's taxonomy places the organism in Eukaryota, Fungi, Basidiomycota, Agaricomycetes, Boletales, Serpulaceae. Gene Ontology annotation, molecular function: phospholipid scramblase activity. The coding region runs from base 87 to 1169 and encodes 360 amino acids. The record is from RefSeq and is a predicted model, not a curated record. Gene Ontology annotation, cellular component: plasma membrane. Gene Ontology annotation, biological process: plasma membrane phospholipid scrambling.
AAAGCAAAGUAUCUCAACGCAGGGCAACUGUCCUUUCUUCAACAAUGCUGUAAAACCGUCUUCAUAUCAAGAUUUGCUUGCAAACCAUGAUUGGACUAUAUUAUUCCUCAGCUGCUCGGUCAAUAUUACCCUUAGCUUUUCCAAGAUCUGGUGUCUUACGUCGUGGAUAUGCCUUGUCUCGAUUCCCCGACCGUAGGAUAGGAACUGGUAGGGCCUCGGGUCGACCUCGUGAACAUAAUUCUCGUGAAAAAAACCCACGACCAGACGCUAGGACUGUCUACGAGAAGGAACCCUCUGCACAGAACUCUCAAUUAUGGGAGACCAGUCUACGGCAGCCAGCCAGCAAUCCUGAGGAAGGUCUGAGGAGGCUGUUAAUGGAGAACCACACUUUAACGAUCACUAGACAGUUAGAAAUGCUAAACAUAUUCAUGGGCUUCGAGCAAUCUAAUAGAUAUGCCAUCACCAGUGAAACGGGAGAGCCACUUGGUUAUAUUGCUGAAGAACCUCGAGGGAUUCUAUCUAUGUUCUCUCGGCAGAUAUUUCGUACACAUCGUCCAUUCCGUGCUCUUGUUAUGGACACCCACGGUUCUCCAAUUUUAUGGAUCCGUAGACCGUUUGCCUGGAUCAACUCCCGAAUGUUUGUGCAGAGACUGAAUGAUCUUCAAGGAUACACGUCGGAGGGUGAGCCUGUGCUUGAUACUUUCGCAGAGGUGCAACAGCAGUGGCAUCUUUGGAAAAGGCGUUAUGAUCUCUUCCUUCGGGAUAUACCUCGUCGCAUUUUAUCGACAGUCUCUGAAGUUCAACCAGAACCAGAACCCAAUUCAUUUACUCAGUUCGCUCGGGUGGAUGAGGGUCUUUGGGCAUGGCAUUUUAAUAUUUUAGAUGCUCGUGGUGCACCAAUUGCAACCGUCAAUAGAACGUUUAGGGGGUUUGGACGUGAGAUUUUUACUGACACAGGUCAAUAUUCCGUCAAUUUCGCCGCUCCUAUCGGUGAGUCGGGAUCUUCGGAUCCUGCGCCCCGUAAACCAACUGUCAUUCGUAAUCUCACAUUGAAUGAAAGAGCAUUGGUUCUGGCUAUGGCUGUCAACAUCGACUAUGACUAUUUUUCGCGGCAUUCUGGACCUGGACAUGGGAUGGGUUUUCCUUUGUUUUGGGGAUCAGGCGAUUGAAGCAGAUGCAUGAUGUCGGGGUAGUCUACAAUAUAGACUUAUUAAAACAAUAUGUAAACAUCUGUUGGACCCUUGUUAGGACAUUGGUGCAAUCCACACGCCGCUGAGGUUGCUUAGCUGAAAUGCGUGCACGUGUUU